Molecule: messenger RNA, 3920 nt
Organism: Rattus rattus (black rat)
Lineage: Eukaryota; Metazoa; Chordata; Mammalia; Rodentia; Muridae
Gene: Ptrh2
Product: peptidyl-tRNA hydrolase 2
Exons: 1
Coding region: 1100-1645 (181 amino acids)
Biological process (GO): positive regulation of anoikis; negative regulation of anoikis
Cellular component (GO): mitochondrion; cytosol
Molecular function (GO): peptidyl-tRNA hydrolase activity
Source: RefSeq, a predicted model, not a curated record
CAUUUUUGUUUUUCUGACAGGGUUUCUCAGUGUAGCUCUAGCUGUCCUGGAACUCAUUCUGUAGACCAGGCUGGCUUCAAACUCAGAUCCACUCAGCUGCUGGGAUUAACAGUGUGGUGUAUACUACUGCCAACACCCGGCUUUGAAUUACUUUUUAAGAAAUAAUAUGGGCUGGAAAGAUAGCUCAGUGGUUAAGAGCACUGGCUACUCUUCCAGAGUCCUGAGUUCAAUUCUCAGCAACCACAUGGUGGCUCACAACCAUGUGUAAUAGGAUCUGGUGUGUCUAAGACAGCUACAGUGUACUUACAUACAUAAAAUAAAUAAAAAUCUUUUAAAAAGAAAGAAAGAAUGGAUGAAUUUAUACUGCUAUACUAUCCUCAAGUGAAAAUCUUUGGUAAUGUAUAAUCAAUGUAUAAUAUUUGGCAUGUGUUAACAUGUCUUUAUUUUAUGAAUAAUAAAAGGGAAAUUUUUGAUAAAAUAAGAGUUUCCAUCCAUUCCACCUAGGUUGUACAUUGCUUAGUUCCCAGGGUGUCGCUUAAGCAAUGUAAAAAUGGUGGCUUCAUGAUAUAAAUACUUGGACACUACACUAGAGGAAGAAACUGGUGACUUAAAGGAAUCUAAACCAGGCUUGUUGCUCACUCCUGUAAUCCCAGCAUUGGAAGAUUGAGGGAGGCCAGAGGACUGUUUAAGUUCAGGGCCUGUCUGGGUUGCAAGACAUGGUGGAAUGAAGAGUAGAACCCUGUAGAGGGAGGGAAGAAGAGAAAUGCCUGUAGGAUAGUUACACUUCUAGAAAACGCAAUUGAAUUUAAGAACCCUACUCCGGAUACUUCACAGUUUAAGACUGAAUAGUAUAGUGGGGCUUUUAACUGAAGAGAUUUUGCUGACUGUUCAGAAUGAACAAAACUAUUUCAUAUGGGUCUUUGAAUCAACUAGUACUCGGGGAUGAAUGGAAGCAGGGUCCAUGCGUGGGAUCCAGAAUGCCUUGCCUUUCCUCUGCAUGACUUAGUUUGGUUCAAAAGUACUGCUUACUACGUGUGGGUGACUUAUCUGAAGUGUAAGACUUCAGUUCUAGAUAAUACCGUUCUUCUUUUCUCCUAAGAUGCUUUCCAAGUUGUUGACGAUGGAGUAUUUGGUUCAUCCUGGUACACUCAGCUUGGCUGCUGGAGUUGCUUGUGGCAUGUGCCUGGGCUGGGGCCUCCGGAGCCGCCUUGGAAUCUUCCCCCAGAACUCAACAAGCGAGACAAACCGAGGCACAGAGACGGGAACCGAAGCAAGCAUCUUGGGAGAGAGUGGGGAAUACAAAAUGAUUCUUGUGGUUCGAACUGACUUAAAGAUGGGGAAAGGAAAGGUUGCUGCCCAGUGUUCCCAUGCUGCGGUCUCUGCCUACAAGCAGACUCAAAGGAGAAACCCUCAGGUGCUCAAAGAGUGGGAAUACUGUGGCCAGCCCAAAGUGGUGGUCAAAGCUCCAGAUGAAGAUUCCCUCAUUCAAUUACUCACCCAUGCAAAAGCCUUGGGAUUGACUGUAAGUUUAAUCCAAGAUGCCGGACGUACUCAGAUUGAACCAGGCUCUCGAACUGUCCUGGGAAUUGGGCCAGGACCAGUAGAACUAAUUGAUGAAGUUACUGGCCACCUAAAACUUUACUAGAUAAGCUUUUGCUUGAUGGUGAUUCUGUCCAAAGACUAUGGAGCCUCUCAGUAACAAUAAAUGCGUAAUUCUUAUCCCCACUUUAAAAUCUGUUCCCAUGUUUCUCUGUCAUAUACUGGACCAUUAAUAUCUUGAGCUUAAAAUACUAUUGAAGGCUGAAGAGAUGGCUCAGUGGUUAAAAGCACUGACUGCUCUUCCAGAGGUCCUGAGUUCAAAUCCCAGCAACCACAUGAUGGCUUAAAAUCAUCUAUAAUGGGAUCUGAUGCCCUCUUCUGGUGUGUCUGACACCAGCUACUGUGUACUCAUAUAAUAAAUAAAUAAAUCUUUAUAAAAAAAUUUUAGAAAAAAAUACUAUUGAAGUGGUAGAGAAAUGCCUCAGUGAUUAAGAACACUUGUUCUUCUUGCAAAGGAUGGUGCAGGUUCAGUUUCCAGUAUCCGGAUGUCAGUUUACAACCAUCCAGAUCCAGUUCCAGGAAAUCCAAAACCCUCUCAAACUCAAUCACCAAGCAUACACAGCAUCCAUAAACAUGCAGGCAAGCCCUCAUAAAUGCAAAGAAUACAAAGUAAGUCUCAAGACUAACUAUGCAUUCUCUAGAUGCUCCUGCAGAGUGAUCGGGUCUAAAACAGACUGGAAGCGAGACAGGGUUCAUGAUACUGCUGGGCGAAAGGAAGCUACACUUCCCAUGUACAGUUAUUGCAAUUUUUUCUGCUGCUUUUAGAAUGACCGAUAACCUCUUUUGAUUAUUAACAGACCAUUGCCUGGACCCACUGUGCAAUUCUGAUUGCAACUUUAACUAGCUGUUUUUUAGGUGGCCUCAUACCAGGCUAAUCUUGAACUUGUGGUAUUUCUCCUGCCUUGACGGGAUUGAAAGAAUGAGCCAUCAUACCCAGCUACUCUCGAAAUUCAUUUCUACUGAAUAGUUGAAAUUUUAGGAUCUUGUGGCAUUUUGAUGCUUAUUUCUCCUGAUCCACUUGGGCCAAGAUACUUCACAGUGAUUCUAAUUCAUAAACUAUGAAAAUUCCUGUACUUAAACAGUGAAACCAAUGAGUUUGUGAAGUGAACUUUGAGAAUUUAGGGGAACUAAGGGACUGAAGUUGUGUCCAAUCAGUUUCUCCUGGGAAUUUUAUUAUUUAAGGGCACUUUUUCUCACUGUAUCCCUGAGCCUGGAACUCACUAUGGAGCAGGCUGAUCUAAACUCAGAGGCGCUCUUACCUCUGCCUCCCAGUGCUGGGAUUAAAAACACGCACUGGCAUGCCUGCCUACAUAAAGCUUUCUUGACAGUCUUGUUAGAAUUCAUUUUUCUUGAUAGUUCUAGAAGGUUGACAGUGAUUUGUAAGUUCAUUAUAUCCUUUAUAACUAUAAUGAUGUUAAGGAGAAUAAGACCAUAAGUGGGAACUAGGUAGAAUGAUGAAGACAGCUGUAGGCAGUCACCAAGUUAAAGUGCUUGGUGCAUUUUUAUCAUACAGAAGCAUGAAUGGUACAGGAGCAAUCACAACACUGAGUGAUGCCACAGUAGCAACAGUUUCUAGACAGAAUGUUUAUACAGGAGUCAAGUGAUGCAACCACAAGUAACUGAGGUGAACUCAACCUUAAUACGUGGUUAGGACUCAGGUAAUUUAUGAGGCUUGCUGCAGACAAAUGCUCCCACACUAAAAGACUAGAUUCCCAGCAGGAUGCCGGGGGUGGCUGAUUCAAGGACCUGUAAUAAGCUCGGGCUUACCUAGAAGGACACAAUAAAAAUUGCUAAUUCUGGUGACAAGUCACGGUAUUUUUCUGGUUCACCUAUUCUUGUUAUAUACUUUGUAGGACUUACCGAGUAGCUCUCAAAGCAUACUCGCUACAUAACUGUUUUCAUUAGCUUGAAUGAAAGGCAUUUUCUCUGGUGUGUUCCUACUGAUGAUCUACAUGAACAAGCGACCAUCAUAGCCUUCACAGCCCCACAUUCACAGUCAAGUUUCACUUGUCCUGAUGAAGCAAUUAAAGAGCAAUAUUUUUCUUUCCUAGCAUAUGUAGGGGAGGGGCUUUGGGAACUGAAAGCUGGGCAGUAGAAAGUUUUUUUCAGGGAAGUCCUCAUUGGUAGGUGGCCCACACUCCUGUAGAUGGCCCAACAUGCUUUCAUACAAUGUCAGCAUUGAUUGAACUCAGUGCACUGUUAUGAAAAAGUGAUUAACCUGAGAGGGAGAUGAGGGUUGGGGUGCUAGGGUCAGUACAUUGUAUACUUGUAUGAAAUUCUCAGCAAAUAAAAAAAUGACUAAAAACAUUUUUUACCCAUGA